CCCUCCGCCGGCACCGCGGCUCGGCUCCAUGCCGCGGCGGCCGGCAUGCCCCGCCUGCUGCCGGCCCUGCUCGCCCUGCUCUGCUUCGGGCCGCCGCCGCCCGCCCCGAGGGCUCCGCUCACCGAGGCCGCGGCGGAGCCGGAGCCGGAGCCGGACGAGCCGUGGUGCCCCUACAAGGUGCGGCCCGAGGGCUCGGCGAGCGGCCGGCUGUGCUUCCGCAGACCGGCCCUGGGCUUCCAGUGCGCGGCGCGGUCCUGCCGCGCCCACCGCUCCCCGGGCGGCGCGCUGGUGGCCAACGUGCUGCGCAACGGCAGCGUGCUGCUGCAGUGGGCGCCGCCGCGCCCCGGCGCCGGCCUGCGCGGCUUCGCGCUCAACUGCUCCUGGGACGGCACCUACACGCGCUUCCCCUGCGACAGCGUGGAGCUGGGCGCCGCCUGCCGCGACUACCUGCUGCCCGAGGCGCACGGCAGCGUGCGAUACCGCCUCUGUCUGCAGCCCCGCUACGCGCCGCCGCGCCCCGCGCCGCCCGCCCACUGCGUGGAGUUCCGCGUGGAGCCGGCCGCCAUGCGGGACAUCGUCGUGGCCAUGACGGCCGUGGGGGGCUCCAUCUGCGUCAUGCUGGUCUUCAUCUGCCUGCUGGUGGCCUACAUCACCGAGAACCUGAUGAGCCCCGCCGCGCCGCGCCGCGCCUAGCGCUGCUCUGCUCCGCUCUGCUCCGCUCCGCCCGGCGCCGCUGUGCCCCGCCGUGCGGGCGCUGCUCCGGGGCCGGGGGCGAUGCGCGGGGCCGGCCGGGUUCGCUCGGGGCGCCGUCGGGAGCUUCGCUUGGUUUGGGUUCGUCUUUGCCAGACUUCCAGGAGUUGGGGGUCGUUCUGUAGAUCUGGAGCUCUUUUCCCGCGGGGCGGCUGUUCAGCUCGAGCCAUACUCCGUUUCUGAACUCGUGGGAUCUCAGUGGAUUAAAAACGAAGCGUGGCAAAAAUCCACAAGUGCCAGGAAAUUUUCCGUUUUAGAAGCAAGCGACAGACCCCGCCGAGGGGCUGUUCGGGAGGAACGCUUAAGGACGGGCUUACUUUAAGCUUGUGCUUAAGUCUCGUUGCUGGGGAUGAGUUGGACUCGAUCCUUAUGGAUCCCAUCCAGCUCGGGAUGCUCUGUGGUUCCGUGCUUCUAAAUGCGUGCAUGGUUUUGUUGUUUGGUUGGUUUUUUUUUUCCCCCAAAAUGGGGGGAAUGCCAUUGAAACCUGCGAGGGCAACCGCAGAGCGACCGCCAGCCCCGCAGCUGUGCGACCCAAAGGCACUGAAAUCCAACGUGGGUGUCGUUGUGCUCCCCGAGCAGCAGGGCUGUGGCACAGGGUGCCCCCAGCAGCAUCCCGCUGCUCCUAACUAUGAGUGAAUACACAGUUGAUAGGAAAAUUCCACCUCAUUGCAAAUACGAACCGAUCUCGAGUCGCUGCUCCCUGAAAUCCCCCCACCUCUGUUUCUUUUAGGAAUGCUGUGUGGAGCUGCACUAAGAAGCAGCCUGACCGUGUCCGGAACGGCAGCAAUGGAAGGACGGUGUCUGUCAUUGUCAUUGGAGGACAGUGUCACAUUUUCUUUUUGUCCCCAAGGAAACUGACUGCUCGAAGACGAGGCAAUCGCAUUUUAAGAACAUUAAGACUGAUUGUGUCUAGUGGUUUAGCUCAGUGAAUUUAAACACAGAGUGAAUUUGGCUCCAAGGUCUCAGGUCAGUCUAUUCUGUAGCCAGUUCUGCACAGGACUGCCAGAGCGGCACUGAUUUUGUACAUCACUGUCAGCCAGCCUGACCGUUUUGGUCUUCAUUUGUUGUGAACUGCCAGAUGUGAACAUUAACGGUAUAACUGAUGGGCUUUGUACCACGUUGGCAUUGACCUUAAUAAAUUAAGAGAAUAAUGAAACGAAAACAUC
Gallus gallus (chicken) is the source of this 1916-nucleotide messenger RNA. It is a transcript of the gene FNDC10, whose product is annotated as fibronectin type III domain containing 10. The coding region runs from base 46 to 693 and encodes 215 amino acids. The record is from RefSeq and is a predicted model, not a curated record. The transcript is spliced from 2 exons. NCBI's taxonomy places the organism in Eukaryota, Metazoa, Chordata, Aves, Galliformes, Phasianidae.